Messenger RNA from Schistosoma haematobium, 1418 nucleotides. RefSeq lists its product as uncharacterized. The record is from RefSeq and is a predicted model, not a curated record. Gene Ontology annotation, molecular function: protein binding. Bases 279 to 1145 code for a protein of 288 amino acids. Lineage: Eukaryota; Metazoa; Platyhelminthes; Trematoda; Strigeidida; Schistosomatidae. The transcript is spliced from 4 exons.
GGCAACUUUUUGAAAUGAGACUUCCACUUCGAGUUUGCCGGUCAUGCGUUACUGCCUUACGAUCAUUUAGUAAUGGAGCCUCGAAAAGAACGCCGCUUUAUGAUUUUCAUAUUUCACAUAAAGCCAAAAUGAUUGAUUUCUGCAAUUUUCUUAUGCCAUUACACUACUCAGACCAAAGCAUCAUUGAUAGUCAUCAAUUUGUGCGUCAACAUUGCGGUCUUUUUGAUGUUUCCCAUAUGUUGCAAGCAAGUUAACUUAUUUAUAUUUAUCUACAACAGAUGCAAGUUUCUGGGAAGGACAGAUUUAGCUUCUUAGAAUCCCUCACUUGUGCUGAUAUUGAGGGAUUACCUAUUUCAUCUGGAACUCUCUCUGUAUUUUUGUUAAGUAGCGGCGGAAUACUAGAUGAUACUAUAAUAUUAAAAUGCAAAGAACCUUAUUUGUAUAUCGUUUCAAAUUCAGCAUGUUCAUCAAAGAUCAAGAAUCAUGUUACAAAAAUGAUGACUAAAGACGUAAAUGACGGUAAAGGAAUAAACAUUAAAGUUCUAAACCAUUCUCUCCUAGCACUGCAAGGACCAGAUUCAUAUUCAGUUCUCCGUGCAGGUAUCUCAUCUACUGAUAUAAGGAACUUUGAAAAUCUUUUUUUUAUGGAAAGUAUGCUCAUUGAUUCAAUCUACGGUUUGAAUACUCCUGAUGGUGAUAUUCGUUUAACACGUUGCGGAUACACAGGUGAAGAUGGUUACGAAAUCAGUGUCCCAUCGGAAAUAGCAAUCCCGAUUGCUGAGGUUCUGGUAAAGAACCCUUCUGUAAAACCUAUUGGGUUAGCUGCUCGUGAUACCUUGAGAUUAGAAGCUGGUUUGUGCUUAUAUGGAAGCGACAUAUCGGAAGAAACAACUCCAGUUGAAGCUUCUCUUUCAUGGCUUAUUUAUGGUACAAAAAUCUUUGAUCAAUCUUUGCAACUGGAAAUAGGUGUCAUUACAAGUGGUUGUUUUUCACCUACAUUAAGUAAGAAUAUCGCAAUGGCUUAUGUAAAAUCUGAAUAUUGUGGAAAUGAUCGACAACUUUUUGUACAAAUUCGUCAAAAAUUCUAUCAAUAUACCGUUACAAAAAUGCCAUUCGUUGCAACUAAAUAUGUUAGACGAUCUUAAAAAUUAUAGGGCCUAUUAAUAUUUUGUAUUUGGUUUGAUAUUCCUCGUUUGUUUAUUUAUUUUAAAUAGUUGAUGAUUUCUAAAAAUCUUUUCUGUUCCUAUUGAACUCUUAACUUAUUUCCAACAAUGCUGCUAGAUGUGUAUAUUUUCUAAUGAUUUCUAAAGUUAGUGUUUCUUCAUUUAGUUUAUAUUGUUGAAUGAAAAAUAUUAACUUGAUAAAUUUAAUCUAUCCAAUGUUUUAAAUUUUCGAAAUAACUUAAUCAAAACAUAUCA